Apus apus (common swift) is the source of this 3340-nucleotide messenger RNA. RefSeq names its product 2',3'-cyclic nucleotide 3' phosphodiesterase (gene CNP). Lineage: Eukaryota; Metazoa; Chordata; Aves; Apodiformes; Apodidae. Gene Ontology annotation, molecular function: 2',3'-cyclic-nucleotide 3'-phosphodiesterase activity. Gene Ontology annotation, cellular component: membrane; cytoplasm. Gene Ontology annotation, biological process: cyclic nucleotide catabolic process. The coding region runs from base 334 to 1773 and encodes 479 amino acids. The transcript is spliced from 4 exons. The record is from RefSeq and is a predicted model, not a curated record.
GUGUUUUUUUUAAACAGCAUCUUCACCCUGCAAACAGGGAAGGCGGAUUUUUCUGCCACAGGCAGAACAUUUAUGUUGCAUUUAAAACCCCUCGAUUUUUGCAUCAAAAGCAAAACUCACUCCCUCAGCAUCACCGCGUGGCUGCUGGAGCAGGGCAGGGGCUGGGCCAGGGAAGGGGGAGAGUUCAUGUAUCAACCCCAAAACCAGUGGCUGCCCUGUUGGUGCUGUCAAAAACUGGCACAGUUGGAGAAAUCCCUUGUUUCCUUCCACUCUCGUGUUUUCCCAGACCUUGCUGGGAAUUAAUCUGGGGUUCCAGUCACGGGAACUGCUGGCAUGAGGGGAGGGAGGCCCAGCCCCAGCUCCCCAGCAGCGUCCUUGCUCACUGGCUGCUGCCAAAGCACCAUUUCCCUGCGUGCUCAGAGCCUGGUUUCACUUUCAUGUUCAGCUCAGCAGCUGCCGGCGGGGGCUUUGUCUUUGCCAGAAGCAAUUUCGGUUGCUCUUCAUCAGAACAGAGGCUUCUCAAAGAAGAGUCACACAUUCCUGCCUAAAAUAUUUAGGAAAAUGUCUACUCAAUCAGCAAAAGAAAGACCUGAAGGCUUGCAGUUCCCUUUUCUUGAUGAUGAAGAUACCAUCUCCACAGUCAAAGAAUCUAAAACCUUUUUUAUUUUAAGAGGUCUGCCUGGCAGUGGGAAGUCCACCCUGGCCCAGGCUAUUCAAGACAGGUAUAAAGAUGCCUGCAAGGUCAUCUCUGUUGAUAACUAUAAAAUUACACCUUCAAUAAGAAGUACCAUUCCUGAAGAGUACUCAAAGGUGGAUGAGGAUCUAGUUGACUAUUGCAAACGAGAUAUCAGCGUUAUCGUUCUGGAUGACACUCACCAUGAGAGGGAACGACUGGACCAGCUCUUUGACAUUGCUGACAAAUACCGGUACAAAGUCAUCUUCGCUGAGCCCAAAACCCAGUGGAGAAUGGAUUGUUUGCAGCUGAAGGAAAAGAAUCAGUGGAAACUGUCGGUGGAUGAGCUGAAGAAGAUGAAGCCAAGCCUGGAGAAGGAUUUCCUACCCAUGUAUUUUGGGUGGUUUUUGAGCAAAAGAAGUUCAGAGAACCUGAGGAAGGCUGGCCAGGCCUUCUUAGAUGAGCUUGGAAGUCUCAAAGCCUUCAAAAAGGAGAGUAAAUACUUUGCCUCUGCUAUUGAAGAUCCCAAAAUAAAAAUAGACCUCACCAACCACUUCGUGAAGAGGCCGCCUGGGGUCUUACACUGCACCACAAAAUACACCGACUUUGGAAAAGCAGCUGGAGCAGAGGAAUAUGCACAGCAAGAAGCUGUGAAGGUUUCCUACGGCAAAGGCUUCACCUUGUCAAUCUCUGCUCUCUUCAUCACAACAAAAACUGUUGGUGCUCGGGUGGAGCUGAGUGAACAGCAGCUGCUGCUGUGGCCUGGGGACGCCGACAAGAUCCUGCCCAGCGACAACCUCCCCAGGGGCAGCCGCGCUCACAUCACCCUGGGCUGCGCCAACGGGGUGGAAGCAGUCCAGACUGGGCUGGACCUGCUGGAGUUUGUGAAACUGGAAAAGGCAGGGAACAAAGGGGAUCAAGUGGGGGAAAUCGGAGGAGGGAAACUGCUGUACUUUGAUAACGGUAUGUGGAUGCUCAUCCUCUCCAAAAAGAUCGAUGUGAAGGCAAUAUUCUCAGGUUACUAUGGAAAAGGAAAACUGGUGCCAACGCAGAGCACCAACAAACGGGGCUCUGCUUUUAGCUCCUGCACCAUCAUCUAGGGGUGUGGGCAGGGCAGCGUGUUUGUUUUUAAAAGGCAAGUAACUCCUGUAACCUUUAAAAGUGUAAAGAGAAAUAAUUCUACCUGUACUAAAGAAAGCCCCUUUGCCAACCCCAGCGUGCAGCCUCUCUGGGGAGAAGUUAUUGGUCUCAGAACAAGGAAGAAAACAAGCAACUACUGCCUGACAAACUGUCACAAAACUGGUGGCAGUAACUGAAGAGCUGUCGAGUGUAGUUUGAGUUUUGGUGUGCACCAGCCGUGGUGUUCUUGUUUUCUUCCUCAGAGGAAGACCAGCUCUGGUCUCUCCUAACUUCCCUAUGAACCACAAUCGUUAGGUCUUUAUGUGUCAGCACCAUAAGCAGUAGCAGACCAAAGCUUGGAUGUAACUGCUCUGGAGCCAAGUGAGGUGAACUGAGCCAUGUCCCUUCCCUUCUCCCACACCCGAGGGAUGGACAUCAGUCAGCUGUUACAAAAUUAAAGGGAAACUAGUGAAAUUCCAGGAGAGGCAGUUCCAGUUCCUGCAGCCUGGCUCCAGUCAUGUCACCUCACAUGUCACUGUCCAGUGUCCUUGUCCUGUAGGGAAUAAUCCUGCCUUGGCAGGGAGUGGAAGAGAUGAACUAAUGUCUUUUCCAUCUUAUUCUAUAGAAACUAAAAUCAUGUCUGAAGUACAGAACUGUACUUCAUGCAAGAUUUUACUAGUUUUCUCUAAUGCACUUGAAUGUUAAAAGUUAGGAUGACUGUAACAUUGUAAUGUAGGAAGUGAAGGUCCUGUAACUGUGUAACUUAAGUCUGCUCAAACCUAAACCAUUGGCUGGGAAAAGAGCUAAUGAUCAAGCACUCCUGUUAUCAAGUCUGUUUUACUGAAACAUGGUUUUGCUCUUAGCCAGACCCUCGGCCGGUGGACCUGUGGUCACUACUUUACUGUAACACAAGCUCAACUAAUGGAUUCAGGUCAGGACAACAGUUUAAACUCAUGCUAUGGCUCAGUGUCUGGUGAACUGCGUAGUUAAAUUAAUCCUGUAUUAAUAUAUGUAAAUACUUACUGUGUUUGACAAGCACAUGCUGGGUCUGUACAGGAGCAGUGUGUGGGUGCAGCUCCCCAGGAGCAGGAACCCAGCGCUGGGGAGCCCAAAGCAUUUCUCUGGAUGUGAAACAAAAGCCAGGAGGGGUUUGGGGCUGAUCCAGUAAAUGCUCGGCAGGUUUACCAGUAAAGCAAAAUACUUCCUGCUGUUUCAAAGAGAUGGAUGACAAUAAAUUAUCAUUAUAACAAAAAAACCAACAAAACAAAAACUCAGCAGCUUCAGCAGAGGGCAAAUGCCCAGCUCGGGCCUUCCCAACAAACCUGGCAGGAGUUUGUUCCAUCACAACUUUAAAGGCACAUUGAGCAGUGCCAGCCCCCUCCCUCCAGCCCCCAGGGACAGCCCACCGCUCCAGCUCCCACCCAGCACAGACAUGCACAGCUGGAAUAUCCCAUUUGCCUGCUCAAGAACAACAGUGAGACUCUCGUCGUUUCCAUUUUUAUUAGUUUGUACAUCAUAUACAGUUUAUAAUAAAGUAAACCAAUUGCA